This is a messenger RNA of Lethenteron reissneri (Far Eastern brook lamprey), 6753 nucleotides long. It is a transcript of the gene MYLK3, whose product is annotated as myosin light chain kinase 3. Gene Ontology annotation, molecular function: ATP binding; protein serine/threonine kinase activity. NCBI's taxonomy places the organism in Eukaryota, Metazoa, Chordata, Hyperoartia, Petromyzontiformes, Petromyzontidae. Gene Ontology annotation, biological process: protein phosphorylation; positive regulation of apoptotic process; intracellular signal transduction. Gene Ontology annotation, cellular component: nucleus. The record is from RefSeq and is a predicted model, not a curated record.
AUAAUGAUGUGCCGAGCAAUUGAAAAACAAAAUCGGGCAUUCCUGGCUGGUGGGAGCAUGGCUUUGUUUGUUCCGUGAUAGCUCCACCCAUGGCAUGCCAGGCGGCCACCCAUCAAUUGUGUUAUUUUUGGACCGCUUGUUAGCGACGUCCUCAUAAUGAAAAAGGCGACCACUGCAAGACAUUAUUACUCCCACGAUGGUGCCCGACUCAUUGAGAACAAUGUUGUGAUAGGUGGUUGCAUCGUUCACAGCAGGUCCGUACCGGGUGUCGGGUUUAAUUCGGCCUGGCAUAGGGGCCGUGACAGCACGCUCUUUAAGCGCGUCAUUGAGUUUCUGUACAGUGUUGUCCCAGACUGCCAUACAACAGCUGGAUCUGAUAUGAGUAUGGGACCCUUGGAAAAUGCAUGGACGCAACACAAGGGCAGCAGCUGUGUCUGCGAGGUGGAGGAGGACACCACGCGGACCCUGCUGCCCCUCGGCUGCUCCUCCGCCGGGGUGGUGGCCGGCCGCGGCUCGCCGGACCGGCCGCCCGAUGUCCUCACGGCCGACUCGCCCCCCAACCAACAACAGGACCAGCGGCAGGAGGCGCAGGGCUGCGCUCGGGACGCCGGCGGCGGCGGCGGGGGGAAGCCUCGGACGCAGCGCAAAGCAAAGGCGGUCCAGCGGAGGGUGAGCCAGUGUCGACUGGGACAUCAUCUCGCCUUCUUCCACUACCUGAAGCGCGUCGAGUCGAGAACGGGCUUCUGGGAGAAGCACACGACCCAGCACCUGCUACUGCACAAGGACGACGAGGUGAAAGGUCACAAGGAUAAGCAUUUUAAGACACCGAUUGGACUGGCGGAAAUAAAACCUUGCCACAAGAAAAAGCACCAUGAUAAGACUGAUCCCGAUGACUCCGAGUCGGACAAAUCGGACGACGCGAUCGAGCAGCUGAACAAGGAGAACUCGCGCAAGUCGCGGCAGUCGAUGGGCGCGGCCGGCGGCGACGGUGCCGCCGCCGGGCUCGGCCAGAGCCGCAGCUGGUCGGUGCGAGCCGCCGUGGAGCGAGUGCAGUCCAAGGUGACGCCGGGCAACACGCCGCUGGCCAGGCCCGGCGCCCGCAAAACCAAGAGGGACGUGAGCGGCGUGAACGGCGACGACGGCGACGACGACGACGAGGAGGGCUCGGUGACGGAGAAGGAGACGGACGAGGAGUCGCCCGCGGCGGGGGACAGCGACCCGCAGAGCGAAGGGGCGAUCGCGACGGGCCCCGCCGCCGUCAAUGGGCGACCGACGGACGACGAGGCCCGCGUGGACAUUGCGAGAGUUAGGAAAUGCUCGCUCGUGGCAGAGAAAGCUGUCGCCGCCGCCGCCGCUGCCACCACUGCUGUCACCGCUGCUGCCGUAGAGCCGCCUCCUGUUCUGCCGAGUCCUUGUAAAGACUUCUCGGCAAAGUCGCAGGACAAAGGCCUAUCGAGCUGCACGAAUUCCCAGGGUGCGGAAGGCGGAAAGGACAAGAGGGAGGCAGACACCAAGAAGAGGGCGACCGAGGGGAAAGGUCCCAAAGAGGACAGCAAGAAGAGCAAAGUCGACGAGGGGAACGAUGCGAAGGUUGCACCCGUUGUUACCCAGACAAAGGAGCUGAAGAUAAAGAGCAAAGCCUCUCCGGGCGACGCCCCGAGCAAAAUACCGAGCGAGGCUCAGAAGAAGUCACCGAGCAAGGCAACGUUGGGCGACGGGCCGAGCUUGCCUACGGGCGGCGCUCCGAGCAAGGGGCCGAGCGAUGGCCAGAGCAAGCCGACGGGCAAGGGACUGAGUGCGACUGAGAGCAAGGACUCGAGUGAGACUCAAGUGGGCACGGUGCAGGCCGAGUCUGAAGAAACGCCGAACUCAGAGGCUUCCGACGACGUUUUAGAUGACUGCCCUCCACCUCCGGCUCCGUUUGAACACCGCAUGGUGGUGCCACAGAGCGAAGCGGUCAGCACCUCCUACUCCAUCAAGCAGAAGGACGUGCUAGGAGGGGGACGGUUUGGACGGGUCCACAAGUGUGUUGAAAGAACGUCUGGAAUGACGCUGGCUGCCAAGGUCAUCAAGGCCAAAGGAGUGAAGGAAAAGGACGAAGUGAACAACGAAAUCAGCAUCAUGAACCAGCUGAAGCACAACAACCUCCUGCAGCUGUACGACGCGUUCGAGUCCAAGAAUGACUUCGUCCUCAUUAUGGAAUACAUACACGGCGGGGAGCUGUUUGACCGCAUUGUGAGCGAGGACUACAAUCUCACCGAGCUGGACGCCAUUAUCUUCAUCCGGCAGAUCUGCGAAGGGAUCCACUACAUGCACCAGCAGUACAUCUUGCACCUGGAUCUCAAGCCAGAAAACAUCCUCUGCGUCAACCGGAAAGGAAACCAGAUCAAGAUCAUUGACUUUGGCCUGGCCAGGAGGUACAAGCCGAGGGAGAAGCUGAAGGUGCACUUUGGAACCCCGGAGUUCUUGGCGCCGGAGGUGGUGAACUACGACUACGUCUCGUUCCCUACCGACAUGUGGUCUCUGGGAGUCAUCGCCUACAUGCUGCUAAGCGGGCUGUCCCCCUUCAUGGGCGAGGACGACAACGAGACCCUGACCAACAUCGUGAACGUCAACUGGGACUUUGACGACGAAGCCUUUGAGAACGUGUCGGAAGAAGCCAAAGAUUUCAUCUCUCGGCUACUCAUCAAGGAAAAGAGUGGCCGAAUGAGUGCGUCUCAGUGCCUGAAGCACAAUUGGUUAGUCAAUCUCUCGGAGCGCGCAAAGAAAUGUAAGGUUCGCCUGAAGUCACAGCUGCUUCUGCAUACGUACAUGGUGCGACGGAUGUGGAAGAAAAACUUCUUUGCUGUAACAGCGGCGAACAGACUUCGCAAAAUCAGCAGCUCCACCAGCCUGGCCUUGGAAGGAAGUGAAAAAUGAAACCAAGUUGUUCAGUGCAUUGCUCAGCUCUGCACGAGUCACUCAGAUUAGCUUGGUUUUUUUGACCAUUUUUACCCAAAAGUGCCUCGAUCGUACUAGUAGCGUCAUGUGACAGAACUAAGUCUCCAUUCGGAGCUCCUGAAGUGCAGUGCCACCGUUCGUGUGCGAGAAUGGCCCACGGAAGUAGAUAUCGCAGAGCCGCCUCUGAGAUUGUUUAAAAUUGACCUCUAAAGGUGGCUUGGUUUCUAAAUGUCAGCGGAGUCAGUGAGCUCCGAUCUCCACAAAAGAUGGAAUGAGUCUGGCGUUCAUGAAGUCAGGCGUGUGCUCGAGAUGGAUGCGGCUGUAAAUUGUGCAGGCAUUUUAAUGUGGAGCCUCUUCACUUCCGUCACUAGGUUCCACUCCCAAUGUAGCAAAUAAAAACUAGUUUUAGGAUUAGUGCGAUUAAAGGAAAGUUCAUGUUUUAAAAUGGAAAGAUCAUGUAUUUGUAAGUCAAGCAUUACUAAGCGUGUAAGAGUAGGCCAGAUAUCCUGUCGAUGGGCUCUCCAGAGCUCCCUGACGAGAGCUCCCCCUAGUGGAGGCCCUUCCGCCUGCAGGGGUGGGAGAAAUAGAUUCAGGGCUGCACCUUUACCGUUCCCUUUCACACGACAGUGUUUGGGUAUGCGGAAAUUUUACGUGAUAUUUUCUGAUUGAGUAAUUGGUUAGCAUGCACUGUUUAAGAAACGCAACGUUGAAUAAAGUUGUUUGCGUGGAAUUUAUACACUUAACUAUCAAUAAAUUGUAAUUUUAUUGUACAUUAUAUCUGGAUGGUUUUAUAUUCCUAUCAUGAAACUCUAGGAUAAUGCAAUGCCAAGCAAAGCUUUUGACAUUCAAUAUAAAUUGAAGCUUGGAGUGGUUUAUCUGAUUUUUUUUUUACAUUUAGCAUGUUCGACUUAUUUUUUGUAACAACAUAGCAACUUGAGUAUUUAAUUACAGUAGGGAAUUACGAAGUAAAUCUGAAUUUGUGCAGGCAUUGUAUUUUAUAUGAGGAAAUGAUAACUGCUAUGAGGAUGCAUAUAUUAUAUACGUCGAUUAAUUUGCACAUGCCUCUCUCCCUGUUUGACCUUUUGUGUUACUGCUGCAUAAGCACACGUACAGGAGAGGCGGAACCCAUUGAUUGUAGAGUGCGGGUUAGGUCAAACUGCCUCGCACACCAGGCACAAAGCACCAGCGAUGUCCGUAUUUAAUCUACCUUCCCUAUGUACAAGAGGGAGUGCUCUUGCCAAUAACGCCUGGUCAUCUUAUCAGUAUUUUUAACACAACAAGCCUCUGCCCAUGAGACUCAAAGUUUGCUUGUUUAAACAAAUGCUGCUGGAGAAUAUAAGUCUGGAAGACCAUUUGGCUUAUGGGAUGAAAAAAAUAUAUAUAUUUUUACGUGGAGUGACAGAGUAUGUUAAUUUAUUGUAUUCUCCAUGCACAUAUCGGCUAGCCUAGUUACGCUUGCAUACACACACUGGGAAUAAACUCUCUUGCAUUGAGUGGAAAAAAAUGUAACUUGUGGUAUGUGAACUUUUACGCAACUGCAUACUGGCAGAAACAUUAUUAAACGUUUUGAGGAAUACCGUUUUUUUCUUGAUGAUAGAUGGAUCAUUUGUCAAUGUCCUUGCACGUGGUAUUGUAUAAAGUAAUUUGCACAUUUGCAUAUUAUUGAAUUGCAUUAAUUAGUUCGUCCAAAGUCAUGGAGAUGUGGAUGACGAUGUCUCUUUAUUUUGCUAGAAUCUCAAGAUAUCAAGUUGUUUUACCAGGAUGUUUUGUUCAAUAUUCAAUGCACUUGUUUAUUUUUAUUGUUCUGUUUUUAUAAAGGGUUACCGACGGGCUAGGAAAAUAAUACACACGAUAAGCUAACACAACAAACGUAUUCUGACGUUUUUAAAACUUAAAAAAAAUAUCCCCUGUGCACAAUAUUGUGAUUUUUGUUAGCUAUUUAUGUGUGCUCAUAUAAAAUCAUCUCUAAGGUCACAGUUUAUCCCAAAAUUAGAAAUAUAUCAUGAUAGUACUUGGAAAAGAUUGUUUAAAAAUCACAUAAAAAAGUUCCCAAGCGGUAUUUGCGAAAAUGAUUUGCCCUAAGGCUGUGAGAUCUAAAUGUUUGGUUUUUUUCUCUCAGCAAUGUAGUAGGCGUGUAUUGAUUCAGCAAAGUAAAGGCAAGCUACCCAAUGUGUUGUCGUGUUGUCCCAAGACGUACCGCCAGGCAUGGUGCCUGACGUUUUGCUCCGCUUACUGGGAGCUUCAGGAACUGCAUUCGGUUCUUGAAGAAGCUCCCCGGCACAUGGAAAAGCUCUCAAACACGCGGAAUGGAACGUCAGACAUCAUGUUGAACAAAACGCGGUACAACCUAAAAACUUAGUAAUGUAAAGUUCAACUUUAUUAAAAAAAAUCAUACGGCAUUGUGCGUUAUGCUAGCACCCUUCUGAUGGGACUAAAUUGUAGGCCAUUGACUCAGGGUCAACUCUUAAGACGAGAUCGGUUCAUCGGCUGUUAAUUUUCAAGGUCCCAAACGUCCACUUGUUUAACCUAAUUUAAAUUGUGUUACUGUUUUACUGAAAUAACGACGGAAUUGCCAUUGUGGAAGUUAUCACUUUUCUUUAAACUGCAAAGUAAAAACUUAAUUUGGGCUUCUUGAACAAUGUUUAAUGUGCUACCUGUGAAAGAAAAAAAAAGUUUCAAACGUAAAGUGUGGUGUUCCUGGUUGGGCUGCACGUUGAUUACUGUAAAUCUUUUCUCAAUCUUUCGCCAUGCACUACUGCGGGAAUCUUCAGGAGUUUAAUUGAUAAUCUCACCUAGUAUCCUCAAUGUGCAAAGACUCGGGCGAGAUGACAUCAUUCAACUCGUGAAGAUGCCCGCAGUGUUGCGUGGUGACUUGAGAAAGCUCGACACACAGCAUGACCUUUAACACCACACUUGAGAUUCACGUAAAAUAUGUAAUUGAACUCACUAAAACAAUGAAUCCAUGAAUUAAUAAUGAAGAUACUGUAUAUUAAAGAAUGGGUUUAUUAUAUUUACCUGCUGUGGAUUGGAUUACAAUGCUUCUUUCGUACGUCUAAGUUUGGUCCUGCAUAUUAAAAAAACAUUGCGUCAAAAAUCAUACAUUAUUAAAUGGUGGCUUACGCAUGAAUUGCACAGCUUAUUGAAAGUCAAUUUAAUUAAUGCAAGUAUACAGUUGACUUUUUAUGAUAUUCCUUCACCACCCAGGGAUCAAUCAUGAUUUAAUCCGUACUAAAAUCAGGCUAAGAUUUAGGUGAGUGUGCAGUAAGGCAGAGGUGUGGACUCGAGGCAUGUGACUUGGACUCGAGUCAGACUCGAGUCAUGAAUUUGAUGACUUCAGACUCGACUCGGCAAAAUGUACAAAGACUUGCAACUCGACUUGGACUUGCAUAACAAUGACUUUGUCCCACCUCUGCAGUAAGCCCUCUACAGAUCUCCACUCGACGAUAAGCCGCCAAAAUAUCAAGGGAAGUAGAAUUGUGGGCUGUCAUUUAGCCAGUCGUGAUUUGCGGGAAAUUUGGAAAAUUGCGUAGACCGUUGACUCUACCCAAACUGGAGCGUUAGUUUAGCUCACAGUUUUGAGUAUCAGUAAAUAGUUUAUAAAGAACGUGUCGCCUUCCAUGAAGGUUGCGUAUGAUGGGGUUGUGAGGUUCAGAUUAAUGGAAUGGCAGUUACAGUUUCUGUUAACUUAUUGUUGUAAUCAAUAUGUCUGUUUGUGUAAGUCUACAUGGAGAACUAAUAAAGAAUGCCAAAUAUAAAUCUUUCCAUAUUGUUAUAUUCCUUUGAAAAAAUCAUUAAAUGUUACAAACAACACGU